GAGAAACAGGAAGCGCAAAAGCAAGGCUAGCAAGAGGGAGGUGGAGUGGGGCGUUUGAAUGAAACGGGCAGGCCUUGAAAACGCUGCCAUCACUCUGAUCAGGACCAUACUGGCCACGGCUGGGAUGUGGGUGACACCAUGAGUGUGAAAGCUUUUGAGCUGGUUUCCGCCGUGGAGCGGGAGCUGGUGAUGGGCGAAAAGGUGCGAAUUAACAUCGAAUGCAUAGAGUGCUGUGGCAAAAACCUGUACCUGGGAACCAAUGACUGCUUCAUCCAUCACUUCCUACUAGAGGAGCACACAACAGCCAAGGGGAAGCUGGCCUACAAUGCCCAGAAGCUCCUGCACAAAUACCUGGGCCUGAAGAAGCCAGUGGUGGAGCUCAAGGCUGCCUCGGCUUUGGAACGUCUCAUUGUCCUCUGUGAUACAACCAUCACUGUUGUGGACAUGGUUACCCUGGAGCCUGUGCCCACCGGGGGCACUAAGCUCAAAGGUGUGACUGCAUUUUGUUUGAAUGAGAACCCGGUGACUGGGGACCCGUUCUGCGUGGAAAUGGCUGUGGUGUCGGCACGCAGACGGGCUGUCCAGAUCUGUACAGUCCACGAGGACCGGGUGCAGAUGUUAAAGGAAGUGACCACACCAGAGCAGCCCUGUGCCCUGAGCCUGGAUGGGUACUUUAUCUGCCUGGCCCUGCCCACACAGUACAUGAUUCUGAACUACAGCACAGGAGCCUCUCAGGAUCUUUUUCCUUACGACUGUGAAGAGAGGAAACCCAUCGUCAAGAGGAUCGGCCGGGAAGAGUUUCUCCUGGCUGCCCCAGGCGGUCUUGGGAUGUUUGCUAACGCAGAGGGCAUAUCUCAGCGUGCCCCAGUGAGCUGGUCAGAGAGCGUGAUUGCGGCGGCUGUGUGUUUCCCUUAUGUGGUUGCGUUGGAUGAAGGCUUUGUGACCGUUCACAGCAUGUUGGACCAGCAGCUCAAACAGACAAUGUCUUUCAGAGAUGGACAACUCCUGCAGGAUUUUGAAGGUAAGGUGGUGUUGGCUUCUACAAAGGCAGUUUAUAUGUUGGUGCCUCUCCCUCUGGAGCGUCAGAUCCAAGACCUUUUGGCAAGCCAUCGAGUCGAAGAGGCACUGACCCUCACAGAAGCUGCACAGAGAAACAUUCCCAAAGAAAAGUAUCAGAAAUUGCACAAAAGAAUUCUCCAACAAGCAGGAUUCAUCCAGUUUGGCCAGCUUCAGUUUUUAGAAGCAAAAGAACAUUUUAGGAAGGGACAGCUUGAUGUACGGGAGCUGAUCUCCCUUUAUCCACUGCUCCUACCCGCCUCUUCCUCCUUCACACGGUGCCAUCCACCACUUCACGAAUUUGCUGACCUGAAUCAUCUGACGCAGGGGGACCAGGAGAAAGUACAGUGCUUCAAACGUUUCCUCAUUAGCUACCUACACGAGGUGCGCAGCAGCGACAGCGCUAAUGGUUUCUGCGAAGACGUGGACACAGCAUUGCUAAAGCUCUAUGCAGAGACCGGCCACGAAAGUCUCUUGGACUUGCUGGUCUCCGAUAACGCCUGCCUCCUGGCAGACAGCGCCCCCUGGCUGGAGAAGCAUCACAAGUAUUUUGCCCUUGGCCUUCUAUAUCACUACAAUAAUCAAGAUUCUGCUGCUUUACAGAUGUGGGUUAAGAUUAUCAAUGGGGAACUCCAAGACUCAACAAGACCGGAUCUGUUUGAAUAUGUUGUGGACUUUCUUAGUUUCUGUUCCAAUCUUGACCUUGUGUGGCAGCAUGCGGACUGGGCAAUACAGAAAGAUCAAAAGAUUGGUGUACAGAUCUUCAUCAAAAGGCCUAUCUCUGAGGACAAGAAGGGGCAGUUAAACCCAGAUGAUGUGAUUACAUAUUUGCGGAAGCACAAUCAAGCCAUUUUGCUCUACCUGGAACACCUGGUAUUAGAGAAAAGAUUGCAGAAAGAAAAUUAUCACACACAUUUGGCUGUGCUGUAUGCAGACAGAGUGCUGGGCCUGAUCUCACGACCAUCAUCCACUGAGGAGCAACUGUCUGCUGCUCGCCAGAAACUACAACGGUUACUGAAAGAGUCUAGUCUGUACAGAGUCCAAUUACUAAUAGGUAAACUUCAGGACUCCGAGCUGCUGCUACUUGAGCGAGCUAUACUACAUGGGAAGGUAGAGGAACAUGACAAGGCCUUGCACAUUCUAGUGCACCAGCUCAAAGACUCUACUGCGGCUGAGGAAUACUGCUCCUGGGCCUCUGCAUGUCAGGACCAGAUCUACCGUCAGAAACUUUUCCAACAACUCUUGAGUGUUUAUCUAGACCCGGAUGUACCGGGAGGGGCACAAACCGUAGCCGCUGUUGACUUGCUUAACCGGCAUGCUGACAUUUUUGAUGCAGUGCAAGUGUUAAAGCUCCUCCCAGAGGAGUGGUCCUUGCCGCUACUCCGUCCUUUCCUAUGUGGGGCAGUAAGGGCCAGUGUGCAUGCACGUUGCACUUCACAGGUUGCAGUGGGGCUGGCCCGAGCAGAAAACCUCCAGCUUCAGCAUGAUAGGCUUAAGUAUCGAGGUGGCCCAAUAUUAGUGUCUGAAAAGAAGGGAUGCAAGCUGUGCCACAAUACCUUUAGUGAGCCAGACUGUGCCUGCCUGCCCGGUGGAACACCUGUCCAUAUUCACUGUAUCGCAAAGAAAGCCCUGGACUUGCCAGUAGAGUGGCAACAGGAAAACGGCAACCACAUAUGAAGCUGAUCAGUACUGUGGGACAGUCAACAGAUGCUGGUUUUGCACCUGUACCACACACGCAUGGAGAGAGGGCUGAGUGCACCUGUUCAGAACCCAUGCAAGAGCAUUCGGAGCGACCAGGACCCUGCUAUACAAAUCUAUUUCUCUGUGUGAGAGAGUCAGUCAGUGAAUGAGUGUGCAAGUGUUUGAGAAACUAUUUAUUCUAUUGUCCUUCUGUGUGUACAUGCAACACUGACAAUGAAUAUGAGUGUUUGAAAAUUUUAAUGAACAUCAAACAAAAAGUUAAACAUCCAAAAAAUUUGACAUUGUCUCCUGGUUGAUCUUUUUAGCAUUGCCUUAUGAUGACUGGUUCAGUGGCUCUGUUGUGUUUUUUUUUUUUUUUUUUUUUUUGUGCUUUUAAAUGCAAAUAAAUGUAUUGUAAAUGUUUUAUAACUCAAAAUCAGUAAACACUUACUGCAGCCUUUGGCAGCUGAAGUGUUAUCCAUGGUAACAAUUUAACUGUUGUUUACAAAUGGUUAGCAUGGUUGAGGUAAAAAUACUUUAAAUGUUUCAGUCUCUUUACCAUCUCUUCCCAAAAAGCAGAACUGUCAAAAAUGUGUGUAUGAUAUGCAUCAAUGGUUUUCAUCAAACAAACACCAAAGUUAAAUUCUCUGUGCUCAAAGAGUGACAAGCCUUACAUGAUUACUUACAUCCUCUGUCAUGGUCCAUUUAUGGAAGAAAUGCAAAUUUUAUUAUCAAUACGAUUGUCUUCAUCAUAGCUAGGUUAAACCAUUUAGUUGCAGACAUUUGGAGAACUUCCAUUGUAAACAUUAGACAGAAAAUGUAAGCUAUUUUAUCACACAACACUCAUUUCCACAGAUUUUUUUGCUUUUAAAGAAAAGGGACAAGUUGAAAUCAAUUUAGUAGUAAUCACAAUGCCACAAAUGCUGUUGAUUUAGCUUAACUUGUAUUGAACCUGGAAUAUUCCAUUAAGUAAUUUUUCUUAGAUUUUAAAGAAUAUAUUAACCAUAUCAUUAACCAUUUCAAACCAAUCAAUAGACUCAGGCUGUGCUGUUUGUAUACAUGUUAGAAAAAAGCUAAAAUUGCUUAUUAAAUCAAAACCAUUUUGUUUCUCA
Messenger RNA from Myxocyprinus asiaticus (Chinese sucker), 3848 nucleotides. RefSeq names its product transforming growth factor-beta receptor-associated protein 1 homolog. The record is from RefSeq and is a predicted model, not a curated record. NCBI's taxonomy places the organism in Eukaryota, Metazoa, Chordata, Actinopteri, Cypriniformes, Catostomidae. The coding region runs from base 139 to 2733 and encodes 864 amino acids. Gene Ontology annotation, cellular component: cytoplasm; membrane. Gene Ontology annotation, biological process: vesicle-mediated transport; autophagy; intracellular protein transport. The transcript has 12 exons.